AGAGAAAGAAACGAGGCAGGCUAAAGCAGUCGUGGGUCGCGCGGCGCGACUCUCGCUUUUUUCUCCCCUCUUGUUGCGUGUUAAUAUUGGUCGUGAGUUUCUCUCUCGAGCUGCUCGCGGCUGUUCGCGGCGCAGCACAGAGAGUGGCUCGCGUGGUUUGCCGAAGGAAGGAAGAGACUAGAAGCGAAGAGAACAGAGACGACGGAAAGAAACAGCGCUGUCUCUCCUUGCGCUCGCGAGUGCGCUCCUGAAAGCAUUCGUGUAUGCCGAAGGAUGCGUGCCGCUCGCAGGACUCGGUCUGCCCGAGGUGGAUGUCGAGCCAGCGAUUGUUGCAAUGGUAUGAGCAGCGACAACAAUAAUAGUCCAGUGUUCCUCAAGCCGAGAUAAGUGUGUGAGUGUGUGCCUCGCGCGCGUAUGUGCCUAGGUAUAAAGUAUAGUCAAGGUUGUUAGUGAGUGCGUGCGGGAACGAAGCAAGGAAGACGAGGAGGAGGCGGAGGAGGUGGUGGAGGAGGAGGAGGAGGAGGAAGAAUAAUGCCCCUAUCGAGGCCGGGUCCCCUCGCUCCUGGGGGAAUCAGUGAGCAGGCCUAUCUGCCCCCCCUCAAGCCCACUCUUAUAGCAGCCAGCCAGCAGUUACUGAAGCAGCAGCAGCAGCAGCAGCAGCAGCAGCAACAGCAGCAGCAGCAGCAGCAACAACAGGACAACUCGUCGCCGGCUCACCACCUGCCGAGCCUGAACGCGAGCCUGCAGAAUCUCGCGGAGAAGGCUUCCAGGUCUAAUUCACAGUCGAGUUCACCGCUCGUGAAGAAUGGCGGCGGCGGCGGCGGCGGUGGCGGCGGCGGCGGCGGCGGUGGUGGUGGUGGUGGUGCUGGUGGCUGCAACGAGCAGUCGAGCAACGCGGUGGUCGUCGCAAAUAGCCAACAGCAGCAAAAGCCGAAAACGAUGAUUGUCACGCCGGACAUUGUGAUGAAGCUGUACAUGAGCAAGCUGACGCCCUACGAGCAUCACGAGAUCUUCAACUACCCGCAGAUCUACUUCAUCGGGGCGAACGCGAAGAAGAGGCCGGGCAUCAUCGGGCUGGCGAACAACAACGACUACGACAACGACAAGGGCAGCUACAUCCACAUAACCCACGACCACGUGGCCUACCGCUACGAGGUGCUCAAGGUCAUCGGCAAGGGCAGCUUCGGCCAGGUGGUCAAGGCCUACGACCACAAGAACCACGAGCACGUCGCGCUGAAGAUGGUGCGCAACGAGGAGCGCUUCCACCGACAGGCGCAGGAGGAGAUCCGCAUUCUGCGAGCGCUGCGCGAGCAGGACAAAGACAACACCAUGAACGUCAUCCACAUGUUCGACUCGUUCACCUUCCGCAACCACAUGUGCAUCACGUUCGAGCUGCUCAGCAUCAACCUGUACGAGCUUAUCAAGAAGAACAAGUUCCAGGGCUUCAGUUUGCAGCUGGUGCGCAAGUUCUCGCACUCGCUGCUGCAGUGCCUCGACGCGCUGCACAACAACAAGAUUAUACACUGCGACAUGAAGCCCGAGAACGUGCUGCUCAAGCAGCAGGGACGCAGCGGCAUCAAGGUGAUAGACUUCGGCUCGAGCUGCUACGAGAACCAGCGAGUGUACACCUACAUCCAGUCGCGCUUCUAUCGCGCGCCGGAGGUGAUCCUCGGCGCCUCGUACGGCAUGGCGAUAGACAUGUGGUCGUUGGGCUGCAUCCUCGCGGAACUGGUGACGGGCUUCCCGCUGUUGCCAGGCGAGGACGAGCCAGAUCAGCUGGCCUGCAUAAUCGAGCUGCUGGGCAUGCCGCCGCCGCGGUUGCUCGAGAAGGCCAAGCGCGCGCGGCACUUCGUCAGCACCAAGGGCUACCCACGCUACAGCGGCGUCAGCUUCAACGCCGACGGCAGCGCCGUGCUGAUCGGCGGCCUGUCGAGGAGGGGCAAGUUGCGCGGGCCGCCGGGCUCCAAGGACCUGAAGAAAGCGCUGAAGGGCUGCGACGACCCGCUGUUUCUGGACUUCAUCGAGAAGUGCCUCGAGUGGGAUCCCGAAAUGAGAAUGACGCCCAGCCGGGCACUGAGGCACGCGUGGCUCAGGCGGCGCCUACCGAGGCCACCGGAUUUCCAGGAGCAGCUGUCGCAGCAGCUACCGAGCAAGGAUCUGCCCAGUCUGACCACCAGCUUGCACUCGAGUCAGGCCAACUUGCAGCACGCCAGCAUGCUAAAUCCCGCCUCGGUCCAGGGCAGCGGUACGCUAGGUCUACGUACGUGCCCGUCCGAUAAUAGUCGGAGUUCGGCAAAGCAGCAGCAGCUGAAGCAGCAGUCGCAGACGCAGUCGCAGACGCAGACGCAGUCGCAGACGCAAUCGCAGACCAUGCUGCCAAGCCAGGAUUGGAGUUACGCGACAAAGUCGCAUCAGCAGGAGCAUUGGUCGAAAAAGGCCCAGCAGUUCGAGAGCAAAUUGCGCGAGCUGUGCGAUCACCUGAACGAUUUCAAGGCCGCUAAAAAAGGAGCGCCACAGCAGUCUCAGCAGCAGCAUCAGCAGCAUCAUCAUCAUCGCCUCUAUAGUCAACUGUCCAGGCAACUCAAUGAGCCUGCUAAUUCUUAUCCGAAAGCGCUUUGGGAUAGCCUCAGCUUGCAAGACGUGAAGCAGCGCAGCAACGGCCAUGACAGUCACAGUUCUCACGGCUCUCUUGUGAGCGUGAGCGACAGAUCACUGGUGGACAAGGAAGUCGGCUGGCAGCAGGAUAUCAGGCGCUACGCUGCCGAGAUGUGAGACUCGCCUGGGCUAAUCGCGCGCGAGUCGCGCGUCUAGCGGCCCCGUUUCGCUCGCUGCUUGCAGAAAGCGCGCCGAUACACAACUCUUUUCCGCGAUUUCAUUUUCAUUUUACUUUCUUCUAUAUACUUAUCAUUUUUUGAUACUUCGACGAAUCAGAGAGACUGUAAUACUUGCGAUAAUCAAUCGCGAGAUAAAUGACGACAAAUGAAGUCGACACGAGAUUUAAAUGUGAUAACCCGCGAGCAUUAGCUGUGUACUUAUUAUAAAGCAUGAAUGCAAGAAGAAGGAGGUGAUGAGGGGAAAAACAAAAACAAAAUUAACGCAACGUUCCGCUGCUGACAAAAAGAAAUACGUGUAUAUAUCUAUAUGACGAAUUGAAUUGACGUAUAUACUGCCAUUAGUUCAUUAAGCGAGCGCGUACCGAAGUACGACCACGACUUUUUGCACUGACAUUUUAAUUAUUAUUACAAUUACGUACAUAUAAAUAAAACUUGUAUAUGUAUUAAUCCGUAUAUAAUCGCUAAUCGAGACGAGCGGACGUUUUUACUCUGCGCCAUUCAACUACCACCACUUCACUUUCAUGAGAGACGACGACGUUUAGCACACUCUUCUUUUGGUUUGGUCGAUGAACAUUAUUAUAAAGACAAAAUAGCAAACAAAUAACCGAUCUGCCGAUAUACAUUGUUGACAUUGAAUUAUAAGGCUGUGAUCCGGCGUCUUGAUGUCGCGACAACGUGAGUUUCUUUAUACACUAUAAAUAACGAUAAACAAAAAUGAAUAAAAAACCAAUACGUUAACAAAAUAAUAAACAAAUAAAAUGUAAGCGAGCCAAGCGAUAUAGUGAUUUUGCAAGCUCUCAUUCAAGCAUUUUAGGAUUUUUAAUCUCGACGCGUGUGAUAAUGACGCGUACAAUUGUAAAACGCGUAUGUACAUCCGAUUCGCCUGCGAUCUCCAUCGCAGCUGGCCGCCGACUCGGAUUAAUUUGCAAUCACAAAAUUACACACACGUUGAGCUCAUUAAGAUCUUGGAUAUAUUAUGCAAGUGUAUAUCGUGAACGUAGCUUCGUUAAGGUUUUUCAAAGAACAUAUAUAGCUUUUUAAAAAUUGUGUUUACGCAACGAAAUUUCGCGUGUAUUUGCGUAUUAUAGUUGUGUGCUUGUAGUGUCGUCCAAAAGUGAAUUUUUACAUUGUUUCAGUGAAGUAUUGAUAUUAGGAGACUUUUGUACGGUGACAUUUUUGGUGAAUGAAAAUGCGCGGCAUUUUUUACUUGUCGAUUAUAUAAAAAUCGAUAAUUAAUGAUAAAUAAUAAAAAUUUGUCUGAAUUGGCGCUCGGCUUCGUUCGCUAGAAAUCGCGGAUGGAAUAUGUUUGCCGAUAGACAUGAUAUGUAGGAAUUGAAGCUUGCACGGCAAUUGUGUACAACUAUACCAACAUAUUUGCAUAAUUUUAUUGGUAUCAAGAAUAGCCGAGCAAUAGGGAACAUGCAUAAUGUAUCGAAUGCCCAGUGAUUCGUUUUUUCUCUAAACUUAGCGUUCAAAUACAAACCGUCUACUAUGUAAAUAUAUAACAUACAUAUUUAUAUAUGUAACACUGCUCUCUUUACACUAUCUAUCAUUGUCUUUCGCGUUUUUAUCUGUAAAAUACAUUUAUUUUGCGUGCAUUUGUGCAACAGUCAAUAACUCGGCUUACAGCGAUGUAAGCUGCCCGUUCACUUGAAAGUGCAAGUAGUCUAUUAUGGUUUGCGAUAAUAGGUUAAGUUAUGCAUGUCCCCCUGACCUCCUUGUAUGUGAGUCCCAUUCGUUUUUAUGUAUAUAGAUGUACGUAUGUAUGUAUGAUUUGCGGAGUACCGCAUGUUAUGUUUGUAAAUGCGGAACAAAAUACAAUUUAAGCAUUUCAAAUAAAGUCGAUCCACGGACAUUUUACAAGACUUGCCGCUCUCGACUUUAUGUUUUAAUCGUUGCAUUGUUCUUUUUUGUACCGAUUUCUACGAUAUACUUGCUGAUGUGAUCAAACAUGUGACAGCGAAAUGCUACUUGUCCUUAACUAUAUCAAAUACUUUUUGUUAUCAACUUUUGUAUGCUGGUCACUUACUUUUCCCGUUUAAGAUACGAUAAAGCGAACGAAUAAGCAUUUUGUUACGAAAUCACGUGAAUUAUUUUGGAAAAAAUGCCGUAUCUUAUCUAGAAAUGUGAACAUUUGCAUGCGCAAUUGGCGCUUUCAGUUUUCUUGUCAUAAGCAACAGAAAAAUUUGAUAAUCGCAGUCUUGAAUUUCUCUACUAGAUUUUUCAUUUCGACUUUUGUUGUUUAAGAUGUUUUUAUAAAUUUUUACUUUUACAUUGAAAAAAAAAUGUAACUUACAUACUCAGCAAGUCAUUUUCAAUUGCGACUCUACAAAGAAUAUACAAAUAUUAUAUGAAAAAAAAUUGACUAUUGCCUUGGUGAGCAUUUAGAUAUUAGAAUUUAAUCGAUGCUGUAAGUACGCACGUAUGCACGAUUAAUUGAAAUGGUAAAUAGCAUAAUACGCAAUUUUUAAUCGCUGUAAAGAAUGGCGAGUUCCAUUUAAUAUUCCAAUACGAUAUUCUGACAAAAUGUCAGUUUAUAGAAAAACCAAAGAAAGUGCAAUUUUACAUUGGACACAAGCAAUGUAUCCUCGAUUCGCCAAUUACUUUAUUUGGAAACCAAACUGUACGUAGACUUUUCACUUUGAGAACUCGUCAAUUCUCGACAGCGAGGCAGUUGCACGCGAUACGAGAAAAAAAAGAAAAACAUACCGUAUUAUACAUACCUUUGUACGCAUCAAAAGAUAAAAAAAUGAUAAAAAAAAGCUAAAGCCACGAGCGCGUGUUCGUCUUGUGUGUAUAACAGAGCAUUAAGACUAAUGAAACAAAACAAAUCCUAGGUGUAUAAGUGUAUAAAUAAGGGUGACUUUAUAUAUCUGCGUAAGCGAGAGCAAAACGGAGAGACACACAAAGUUGUAUCCUAGGAUCUUUUAGCGCGCAGACGACACAUGAUCUCGUAAAAGAAAUGCGAGUCCCGUAAAAAGAUAGCGCAUUUUACCUCCUAGUUGAAUUUUUUUGUCGUCCGCGCGCUCAUCGUCCCCUUGCGCGCGCGUCUGUGAUUUUGCGCGCGCAUGGGAUUGUGAUUAUUCGCGACGACGGAAAAAUGGGUGCGACGAGAAGAAAACGUAAUAAUAAUAGAAAGAGAGCGAAUCGACGAGAGGCGAUGAAGAUACGGAACUCUUGUUCGGUACGUGUUCGAAUUAUUAAUUAUUGUAUUUGCUAGUUCGAUGCGAAUGCGUGAGCCGAAUGAGUUUCUGAUCUUCGACAGAUAAACCAGUGCCCGAUUACCUGAUUUGAUUAUUAUGAAUGAAUAAAUACUGCUUA
Phymastichus coffea is the source of this 6155-nucleotide messenger RNA. RefSeq names its product dual specificity tyrosine-phosphorylation-regulated kinase 2-like. The record is from RefSeq and is a predicted model, not a curated record. Gene Ontology annotation, cellular component: nucleus. Gene Ontology annotation, molecular function: ATP binding; protein serine/threonine/tyrosine kinase activity; protein serine/threonine kinase activity. Gene Ontology annotation, biological process: peptidyl-threonine phosphorylation; peptidyl-serine phosphorylation. Lineage: Eukaryota; Metazoa; Arthropoda; Insecta; Hymenoptera; Eulophidae. The transcript is spliced from 4 exons. The coding region runs from base 532 to 2772 and encodes 746 amino acids.